UCAUAACUAACUAAUUAUUGAAAAUUGGACUAUCGAAGACUGGUAGUGUAAACCAAUUUGAAGUAGACUGUUAGUAAUCUGUUCAUCACUUCUCCGCAAAGAUGUCUGGUAUUCUACCCACAGAAGACUGUGAAAUCAAGUUCAGGGAAUUAAAAAUGAAAAACUGUUACCGUUAUAUCGUGUUUAAAAUCGACAACGGUCAAAUUCAGGUGGAGAGGUUUGCUGGAAGAGAUUCCAAUUAUGAUGAUUUUCUCCACGAUACUAGAAAACCCGAACAAGCACGUUUUGCCGUACUCGACUUCGAAUGUGAAGGUAUUAAAGGGUCGAAUUUAAUUUUUGUCUCGUGGGUAUGCAACACUGCACCUAUCAAAACUAAAAUGCUAUACGCAUCAUCAAGACAGGCACUGAGAUCAAGAUUCCAAGGGAUAAAACUUGAUUUAAAUGCUUACGACUUGGGCGAUCUUGAAUUACCAGCUGUAAUCGAUUUAGUUACAGAGAAACACAAAUCUCACUAAAUUAUAUGUAUUAUUCGACCAUUAUUUGGAACUGCUCUAAUGCUGUAAGACGCAAUAUGUAUACUACUUGAUAACUUUGCCAAUUGUCGUAAAUAUAAUCCAGUUGUAUAUGAUGUUUAACUUCCGUAAAUAGAAGUGUUUAUUUUC
Molecule: messenger RNA, 662 nt
Organism: Schistosoma turkestanicum
Lineage: Eukaryota; Metazoa; Platyhelminthes; Trematoda; Strigeidida; Schistosomatidae
Source: the annotation of a GenBank genome assembly